Molecule: messenger RNA, 759 nt
Organism: Ipomoea nil (Japanese morning glory)
Lineage: Eukaryota; Viridiplantae; Streptophyta; Magnoliopsida; Solanales; Convolvulaceae
Exons: 1
Coding region: 1-759 (252 amino acids)
Source: RefSeq, a predicted model, not a curated record
AUGACCGAAUGCAAGCCGCUUUCUAUACCCGCUGCGGUCACUCAGGCUGUCUCACCCACUCAGAAGUCAUUUGACAACCCAACUCAAUACCGUCGUAUAGUUGGGGCACUUCAGUACUUGACGAUUACAUGGCCAGACUUGUCUUACGUUGUCAACCAGCUGUGUCAAUUCAUGCACUCUCCGACUGUUGAUCAUUGGGGUCUAUUAAAGCGAGUGUUGCGGUACAUCAAGGGGACUCUGACCUACGGUCUCCGGCUGACAGUCUCUACCUCGUCUGCUAUUCAUGCUUUUUCGGAUUCUGACUGGGCCGGUUGUCCGGUUGACAGGAAGAGUACUAGUGGAUAUGCUGUGUUUCUUGGGGCCAAUCUCAUUUCAUGGCUAUCCAGGAAACAACGCACUGUUGAUCGCUCCUCCACUGAAGCUGAAUACAAGGCUCUAGCGGAUGUCUCGGCCGAGGUCACGUGGGUUGUAUCGCUGCUGCGUGAGCUGGGACUUCAUAAUGGUGGGCCGUCUACUCUCUGGUGUGAUAAUCUCGGGACUACCUAUCUUUGUGCCAACCCAGUUUUUCACGCCAGGACCAAACAUGUGGAGAUUGACUAUCACUUUGUCCGAGACAAAGUUGCGUCGGGAGAAAUGACAGUCAACUUUGUGUCAACUAAAGAUCAACUAGCGGAUAUCUUCACCAAGCCGCUACCCGGCCCUCGGUUCACUACUCUACGGGACAAGCUCAAUGUGGUUAUGCACCCUCCUUGUGCUUGA